Messenger RNA from Erigeron canadensis, 2304 nucleotides. Its product is annotated as probable methyltransferase PMT6. Gene Ontology annotation, cellular component: trans-Golgi network; cytoplasm; endosome. Gene Ontology annotation, molecular function: methyltransferase activity. Lineage: Eukaryota; Viridiplantae; Streptophyta; Magnoliopsida; Asterales; Asteraceae. The transcript is spliced from 7 exons. The record is from RefSeq and is a predicted model, not a curated record. The coding region runs from base 192 to 2003 and encodes 603 amino acids.
CAGAUCUGUAUCUAUAUUUCGCCCCAAUAAAAUAUUAGGCUUGUUCUUCUAAAAGAUGAGCGAAACAAGCCCUCCAACUUUCAAGUGACAGACUCACUCACUCACACCAAGAUCUCUUCAGCCGACAACCAUCUCAUGAAAUCACAUCCCAAUAAUAACAACAACUGAUAAACACAUUCACUGACAUCAAAAUGGGUGGUGGGAUUAUUGCAUCAUCUUUUGAUUUGAAGUCAGGGCUGUUGGUUCUUCUUGUUAUGAUUGCUUGUUUUUAUACUGGCACUUUUUUUGGCCAUAAAUCUUCACUUUAUGUUGAUGAUCAUCAAUUUGCUUUCAACAAUUCUGCAUCUUUAUCAGCCAAUUCACUAGGUGACUCGACAUAUAGCAAUAGAGUUAUUCUUACUCAUCGACAUUCACCACUAGUAGUUCCAGAAAAUGGGAUGAACAUAUGCCCUAUAGAAUAUAAUGAGUAUAUUCCUUGUCAUGAUCCUUCAUAUAUCAAAGAAUUACUUCCAAGUUUAGAUCUUUCAAAACGAGAAGAUUUAGAACGACAUUGCCCUCCAUUGGAAAGACGAUUGUUUUGUUUGAUACCGCCACCAAAUGAUUACAAGAUACCAGUGAGAUGGCCAACUAGUCGAGACUAUGUAUGGAGGAGUAACGUUAAUCAUACACGUCUUUCUGAAGUUAAAGGAGGGCAAAAUUGGGUGCACGAGAAGGAUCAAUUGUGGUGGUUUCCGGGAGGUGGUACUCAUUUUAAACAUGGAGCUACUGAAUACAUUGAGAGAUUAGGGAAUAUGACGACCAAUGAGACUGGCGAUCUUCGUUCAUCCGGGGUUUAUCAAGUUCUUGAUGUUGGUUGUGGGGUUGCUAGUUUCUCUGCUUAUCUUCUUCCCUUUAAUAUACAAACAAUGUCAUUUGCUCCAAAAGAUGGUCAUGAAAAUCAAAUUCAGUUUGCAUUGGAGCGGGGAAUUGGUGCUAUGAUAUCCGCCCUAGCUACAAAACAGUUACCAUAUCCCAGUAACUCAUUUGAAAUGGUUCACUGUUCAAGGUGUCGUGUUGAUUGGCAUGAAAAUGAUGGCAUUCUUUUAAAAGAAAUAAACCGACUUCUUCGGCCAAAUGGUUAUUUUGUAUAUUCAGCCCCUCCAGCUUAUAGAAAGGACAAAGAUUUUCCGUUAAUUUGGGAUAAAUUGGUAAACAUAACUUCUGCAAUGUGCUGGAAGCUUAUUGCCAGGAAAGUUCAAACAGCAAUAUGGAUGAAGGAUGCCAGUCAAUCUUGUCUUCAAAGCAAUGCAGAGCAGACACUUGUGAAGAUUUGUGAUUCGGUGGAUAAUAAUAAACCGUCAUGGAAAACACCAUUGAGGGACUGUGUUACACCUAUUACUACGGGCUCUGAGUCUCAGAAACUCCCUCCUAUCCCACAACGUCAUUCAGUAUAUUUAGAAAGUCUCAAUGACAUAGGUAUCACUCAGGAAAUGUUUCUUGCCGAUACGCUCUACUGGCAAGAUCAAGUUCGUCAUUAUUGGAGGUUGAUGGACGCUGAUGAGAUGUCAGUUCGAAAUGUUUUGGACAUGAACGCCCUUAAUGGUGGAUUUGCAGUUGCAUUUAGUACUUGGCCUGUUUGGGUGAUGAAUAUAGUCCCUGCAACAUCGAAUGAGACUUUGUCUUCUAUUUAUGCCCGGGGCCUAAUUGGUGCUUUUCAUGAUUGGUGUGAGCCAUUUUCAUCCUAUCCACGCACAUAUGAUUUGCUGCAAGCAAGUUAUCUCUUCACUCACUACAGAAACCACCACGAUGUUGGUUGCUCAUUGGAGGAUAUCAUGCUAGAGAUGGACCGUCUUGUACGACCCCAGGGUUUUAUCAUUAUUAGAGAUGAUGAAUCCACUAUAUCAAGAAUAAGGGAUCUUGCUCCGAAGUUUCUUUGGGAGGUUACUUCACAUGUCCUGGAAAAUCAACAAAGGGUAUCAGAACCGGUAUUAAUUUGCCAAAAGAAGUUCUGGUCAAUCAUCUAAUGAUGACUUAAUUUAUAGUUGGAGGUUCAAAUUAUAGAACUCAAUACUUGAUUUUGGUAAUGUACUAUUAGUUUUUGUAUACCAUAAACCCCCAUUCAUUCUUUAGUUAAUUGUAAAUCUAGCGAAACAAAGUUGUUGAUGAUCCCUUUGGUUAAAUGACCAUUGAAUCGGAGUUCAUUUCGAGUUCAACCAUGUAAUAUAGGAGCUUGGUUAUGUAAUGAUGAUAUAAUUAUCAUGAGUAUGACAAUGUAAUCACUUAAUUGUUUUUGAUAGCUAGUUCAACUCUCCCAUGAUUAUCAUA